AUGUCGAGUUUCUUCACAAAGCCCGCCUCGUUGAAGAGAAAGAGACCUGAAGCCGGCGCUCCCCGACCUCAACGCACAAACGAUCGCUCGAAUGCACGCCCUACAAAGCGAAGAGAAACUCGCGACGAUUCUGUCUCCGGCAGCGACUUUGACGACGACGACGACCUAGGCCCUCGCCCGCCUGCCGACUCUGACGAUGAGUCUUCGGAAUCAGAGUUCGAAGGCGAAGAUGCUGCAGGAAGGAGAACACGGCUGGCCGAACGAUACCUCGAGAACACGAGACAACAGAUUAUCUCCGAGGGCUUCGACGCAAAGGACAUUGAUGCAGAGCUGUUGGCUGAGCGUAUGGGCGAGCGCCUGAAAGAAGACUCGGCAGAAAGCAAGGGAAAAAUUUACCGUUAUAUCGCAGACGACUACGACUAUCAGAACGCCAUCAAGUCGCAGUUCCGCGCAGACUCGCAGUCCCUGACCGGCGUGGCCACAUGCGCUCCAUACAUUUACACCGUUUCCAAGGACAUGACUUUGAUCAAGUGGGAGAUGCCACAGCAAAUUGACGCCUCAUCCAAACACACGCAACCCACGAAACCCAAGAAGCUCAUCUACACACGCGGCAAUGGAAAGAGGGAGGAUGAUUUCGACUUCAAGCACCAUACCGACGCUAUCCUUUGUGUAGCCGCUUCGACAGACGGCAAGUUUGUAGCUACUGGUGGUAAAGACAGGAAGCUCAUUGUCUGGGACGCCGCAACACUCAAACCCCUCAAGUUCUUCCACCACCACAGAGAUGCUGUCACUUCUCUUUGCUUCCGCCGCACCACAAAUCAGCUGUACUCGGCCAGCAAAGACCGAACAAUCAAGCUCUGGAGUCUGGACGAAUUGGCAUACGUCGAAACACUUUUCGGUCACCAAGAUGAAGUCACUGAUGUUGGCGCUCUGAACCAAGAAUUGUGCGUUACAGUAGGCGCCAGAGACAGGACGGCGAGAUUCUGGAGAGUCGUCGAGGAAAGUCAACUCGUCUUCCGCGGUGGCGGUAGCGGUGCCUCGUCCAAGCAAAGAAAGGAGAAUGCUGCAGCCGGUAUUCCUCAACCACGAGAGUUCCACGAAGGCUCCAUCGACAGAGUGACUAUGGUCGACGAUGAAACUUUCGUUACUGGCUCAGACAACGGUACUUUAUCGCUUUGGAACAUCCAGAAAAAGAAGGCCAUGUUCACUCUACCACUCGCACACGGCCUUGACCCACCACCGAACCCCGACGAUGUCAGCGCGGAAGCCGAUCCUUCAGCAGAUGCAAGCGUAUACACAGAACCUCAACCCAGAUGGAUCACCGCUCUUGCUUGCGUACCGUUCAGCAACAUUGUCAUCAGUGGCAGUUGGGACGGCCAACUGAGAGCCUGGAAGAUCACCGAAGACAGGAGAAGGCUGGAAGCUUUGGGUCCCAUCGGCUGCGUCGAAGACAACCAACUCAUCGACGGAGAAGCAAUGUACAUGGACGACUCAAUACACGCUGUACCAGAGUCGAACAAGACGGUCAAUGGCGUUAUCAACGACCUUGCUGUGUUCGAACGCGGUGACAGAGGCAAAGAUGGUCUGGCGAUCGUUGCAGCUGUCGGCAAAGAGCACAAGCUUGGUCGAUGGAUGACGAAUGCUGGAAAGAACCACGCCAUGCUGUUCCGCGUGUCAAAGAAGGUGACGGAGAACGGAACGAUAGAGGGUGCUGAGGAAGCAGAGGACGAGUGA
Messenger RNA from Aureobasidium namibiae CBS 147.97, 1734 nucleotides. RefSeq names its product WD40 repeat-like protein. NCBI's taxonomy places the organism in Eukaryota, Fungi, Ascomycota, Dothideomycetes, Dothideales, Saccotheciaceae. Gene Ontology annotation, cellular component: small-subunit processome. Gene Ontology annotation, molecular function: snoRNA binding; protein binding. The transcript has a single exon. The coding region runs from base 1 to 1734 and encodes 577 amino acids. The record is from RefSeq and is a predicted model, not a curated record.